Messenger RNA from Sipha flava (yellow sugarcane aphid), 480 nucleotides. RefSeq lists its product as uncharacterized. The transcript has a single exon. Lineage: Eukaryota; Metazoa; Arthropoda; Insecta; Hemiptera; Aphididae. Bases 1 to 480 code for a protein of 159 amino acids. The record is from RefSeq and is a predicted model, not a curated record.
AUGGACACACUUUUCAUACUUAUCAGAUGGACUAUCUUCGUUACCCUCUUGCAUGAAAAACUUUCGUCAGCUUACCGACCAUUAUAUAUGAUAGACUCAAGCAAGCUUUUUGAGAAUCCAAUCACCCGCAGACUACGAGAGCAUCUUAAAAGAGCAGGUGUGCAAGCAAACAAUCAAUACGGAUUCAAAUCGGGAAAAUCAACAGUUGAUGCAAUGUCCAGACUACUGACCAUAGUGCGUAAUGCCAACGGUCGAGGCCAUGCACGAAAUGAAUUUGUGGGAAUGCUCACGCUGAACAUAAAAAAUACUUUCAACAGCGUCCCUUGGGAAACAAUUCUGCAACGCCUGGAAAGAAUCGAGGCACCGAAUUACCUGCGGAUCAUCCUCAGCCAGUAUAUGUCAAAUAGACGAAUCACGUUCACUAAAGAAGUCGGUUCCACGUGUGGAAUAUAUAUGAACUGCGGAGUUCCCCAGGGUUAG